CCUCCUUCUUCUUGCACGCCUUCACUUUGACUCCGAGCAAACACUCCCACACUUUCAAACAACGAGCACAGACAAGACACCGCCUGUUGUGCGUCAUCACUGAACUGUAAGAGGGGAUUCAAAUAACAAGCUGCGUUGAAAGCCACAAGAUGCAAGAAACGAUGACAGACAUGUGGCUUUCAACAACCGAAGUCUCUCAAGGACUCACAACCUUUACAGCCGUGAAUGACUCAAACUUCCUGGACUCCCCCUUUCGUUAUCAUCUCUUCCCCGUGGCCUACAGCAUCAUCUUCAUUCUGGGCCUCUUCGCUAACAUCUAUGUACUGUUUGUGCUGCACUGCCUACGACAAGCCAAGGCCAUGGGGGAGAUCCGGAUCUACAUGACCAACUUGACCGUCGCUGAUUUACUCUUUGUGUGUGCCCUCCCAUUCUGGAUUGGGUAUUACAGUCGCGAAGGCACUUGGGUCUACAGAGACUUCCUGUGUCGGCUGACCGGAUCGUUGUUCUUUAUUAACACUUACUGCUCCAUUCUGUUCCUGGGCGCUAUCAGCGUCAACCGAUACUGGGCGGUCACUCGGCCUCUGGAUGCAGCGUCGUCGGACCACAGGUGCCGCGGGAUCGCCGUGUGCGUUGUCAUCUGGUUGUUGACUAUCUCCAUGGCUGUUCCAUUCCUUGCAAGUCCAGGAACCAACCAGGAUGGGAACGUCACCCGCUGUUUCGAGGGCUACCAGAACGUAGACGAUUCAUCCAAAAGAAUCACGGCUGCUACUCAUUUUGCAAUCAUCGGAAUGUUUUUUGUUGUUUUUGUGCUCGUGGUGGUGUGCAACCUCCUUAUUGCCCGAGCACUGGUUUCCCAAAGUGUUUCUCAGUCCGUAUUCCAUUCCUCAAAAGGUCUAUCCAGGAAGUCCAACAUUAAACUGUCAUCUUCCAGAGGGUCCACAAGGGUGAAACAGAGGGCUGUGCAAAUGCUAAUGGCAGUUGUUGGCGUGUUUGUCCUGUGCUUCCUGCCUCAUCACAUAGUCCAAGGAUUCUGGACUCUAGCCGCACUGCAGAUCCAAGACGGAUGGGGCCGUGUGGAUUGGAACCCUAAGACAGUGCAGGCGCUCAACGACCUCCAUCAGAUCACUUUGCUUCUCAUGGGCCUCAACUGCAUUCUGGAUCCAGUGGUGUAUUGCUUCGCCACCAGGAAGUUCCGAAGGUUCAUCAUGGCUCACCUGAAGAAGCUGGCAAAAGGCGAGAGUUGCUCCCAAACAGUCACCUCACAGAUCUCCUUGGACAGCAGGCAACAGAGCCACAAACUUGCGGACGAGCCUAAUCAGCCUGAAGUGCAAUAAUUCAAACCGCCAAGCGAUGGCGUCAUGGUCAUGGACACUGCCACUGAAGUGGAACGGGUUACAAAAAAUUGUACCAAUUUCCCAAAGCUUUAAAACUGUGUUUCUUUUUGGAGGUUUGACCAAAUCAAAUAAGUAAAGUAAGUUCUUUUGUAAAGAACGCUUUCGUAAUGUGGGAUCCUUAGACUGAAUUCAACUUCCUGUGUGAGGCACUCAUCACACACACAGAAAAGCAGAAGUUUUCCAAGCAGAAGUCUAUGAGACAAUCUGAUGGAGGACUCGUUAUCUGAUGAGAAUUAACAAAAAAGCACCACAAAAAAGUAGUAAUAUUGAUUAAAAGUGUUUUUUUCUAUUGA
Nerophis ophidion (straightnose pipefish) is the source of this 1687-nucleotide messenger RNA. RefSeq names its product platelet-activating factor receptor (gene ptafr). The record is from RefSeq and is a predicted model, not a curated record. Gene Ontology annotation, molecular function: G protein-coupled purinergic nucleotide receptor activity; platelet activating factor receptor activity. Gene Ontology annotation, cellular component: membrane. Gene Ontology annotation, biological process: chemotaxis; G protein-coupled receptor signaling pathway. Lineage: Eukaryota; Metazoa; Chordata; Actinopteri; Syngnathiformes; Syngnathidae. The coding region runs from base 150 to 1334 and encodes 394 amino acids. The transcript is spliced from 3 exons.